This is a messenger RNA of Oncorhynchus gorbuscha (pink salmon), 4855 nucleotides long. Its product is annotated as E3 ubiquitin-protein ligase RNF166. NCBI's taxonomy places the organism in Eukaryota, Metazoa, Chordata, Actinopteri, Salmoniformes, Salmonidae. Gene Ontology annotation, biological process: protein polyubiquitination; ubiquitin-dependent protein catabolic process. The coding region runs from base 593 to 1321 and encodes 242 amino acids. The record is from RefSeq and is a predicted model, not a curated record. The transcript has 6 exons. Gene Ontology annotation, molecular function: ubiquitin protein ligase activity.
CAUUAAUCAAUCUUGCAACACAUAUUUAAAAGAGAAAAGUACAACUGUACUAACUUAAACAUUUUACAACACAAUGAAACAAUGUAUUGUGGGAGUGUAGUUUGAAGCAUCUGUAAACUGAGUUGGUGAUAUCGCGAACGAGACUUCAAUGACCAGAAACGUCCUCUUCUUUGCUGAAGCUGUUUGGCUUGUUCGUGAGAGUCGCCCUGAACUAGCAGAUGUGAAAAUUCCCUGAUCUUUUAAUGAUCUGGAUAUAUUUUGGUUAGUUGUUUGUAAAUCAAAAUUAUUUUAAGAUCGAAUAAUCUGCUCAGCGCGCUGUUUUUGUCCUCUCGUCAACCAGCACUGUCUUGUAAUGUUUACUUAUUUCGUGCUUCGGCGUGUCCUCUUGUGCGCUUGUGUAGCGGACUGAUGUAGUGUCUAAUGUUAGCUAAAUUAUUUACACACACAAAUACAUAGGUUGGCUAGCUUUAUUCAUACGAUUUAUUCACACAAAGCAUGUCCAUCGUGCACAAUCGAUGUAAAUAAUCGAUGUGAAUACUCCCAGGUAGUUACAGUCAUAGUCGAGAACGAAGUGCGAGCAAGAUCCUCGUUCAUGAUGGCGAUGUUUCGCAGUUUUGUGUCGGCUACUCAUCAGCUCAGGCAGCACCAACAAAACGGGGCAGCUGCGGCUGCCACUGGCGAGAGCCUCGAGAGCCAGUUCUCCUGUCCAAUUUGCCUGGAGGUGUAUCAUAAACCUGUCACCAUUGGAAGCUGUGCCCACACGUUCUGUGGGGAGUGUCUGCAGCCUUGUCUCCAGGUCACCUCUCCCCUCUGCCCUCUGUGCCGUAUGCCUUUUGACCCAAAGAAGGUGGACAAGUCCUCCAGUGUGGAGAAACAGCUGUCCAACUACAAGGCCCCCUGUCGGGGCUGCAGUAAGAAGGUGUCUCUGGUCAAAAUGAGGUCACACAUCUCCUCUUGCGCUAAGGUCCAGGAGCAGAUGGCCAACUGCCCAAAGUUUGUGCCUGUGGUCCCCACUUCACAGCCCAUUCCCAGCAAUGUUCCAAACCGCUCCACCUUUUCAUGCCCGUUCUGUGGAGCCCGCAAUCUGGAUCAACAGGAGCUGGUCAAACACUGUAUGGAGAACCACCGCAAUGAUCCCAACAAAGUGGUGUGUCCUGUAUGUUCAGCCAUGCCUUGGGGGGACCCCAGCUACAAGAGCUCCAACUUCCUCCAGCACCUCCUUCACCGGCACAAGUUCUCCUACGACACGUUUGUGGACUACAGUAUCGAUGAAGAGGCGGCACUACAGGCAGCCCUGGCUCUCUCCAUGGCAGAGAACUGAGAGUCAUCCGAGUCCCCCAUUCUGCUGUCUGGAGACGCACUUUCUUCCUGACACCCCACUAGCUCUCUUUCUUUCUCUGGAUCCACCCCAUAUCCAGCCCCCUCCACUGUCUCCUCACAGGGAGAGUUUGGAAGGACUUGGCCUCGACUCCCACUCUGGGAGAGCUACAGAGGGCUUAUCUCCUAACCCUGUCCCUCUAUCUGGCCCUUCAUCCACUCUGCUCACCUGCUUAACCCGUCAAUGCCCAUGACCAUUACAUCAUAUCCUCUCAGCCAGCAGCAGCCUCCUCACUUCCUGUAUACUGGGGAGGAAGGAAGCUUGGCCUCCCAAUAAAUGUUGCAAUUCAAAACCACUGCAAUGCAAAACAAUGAGUGCAGCAUGGACAUUGUUGUUAUUCUGCAGAAAGUAUGAAGGUUCCCAAAAGUAAUGAUUUAAGGUAUUUUCUUUUACUCUUUAUUUUUCACUGUUCAAAUUAAAUGUUUUCAAACUCCAGGAAAAAGCCAUCAUGACACACGUUCUGGUCAAAGUACCACAGAUUAGUUCUGUUGAAGUUUAUUCUCAAGUGCAUCAUUUGAUGGCUUUUUGAUUAAGAGGGACUACUGUUGAAUAGCUUGACCUCAUUCUCAGUGUGAUAAUCUUACCACUAGGUGACAGUCUAGACAUGACUAGUUAAACACAGAGAGUGAGGUCAUUCUCAGUGUGAUAAUCUUACCACUAGGUGACAGUCUAGACAUGACUAGUUAAACACAGAGUGAGGUCAUUCUCAGUGUGAUAAUCUUACCACUAGGUGACAGUCUAGACAUGACCAGUUAAACACAGAGAGUGAGGUCAUUCUUACAUCCCCAUCACGACAACAACACACUAACAUUUGCAACGCGAACCAAAACAAUCUAUCAAACUAUCCCCUUUUGUAUUCAGAGUUCUUGUGAAUACUUGCACUUGUCACAUUUUUCUACAUAAUUGAACAAUAGAUUGUUCUCAUUUCAUAGAUCAUAAUCAUAAUUAUAGUACUGCAUUUAUUCUUCAUACUGCUGUUACUCUACUGAUAUUUUUAUGAAGCACCAGACAAGAUCAAAUAUAUUUUUGGAAAAUGUUUCCGUUUUAAAUGGUGUACUAAUCAUAAGAAACAUGUUUAUUGGCGAUGUGUUUGUUGUUUUACCACCUUGUUAAAAGUACCCAUUGGUACUGUACUGCUGGCAUCAAACAGUUGCUUGCAGGAUUUUAGGGCCUAUGUGUAAUACACUGUCUCGAACACAAGAGGGCACCCCAGUCUCAAAAUAGACCGGGCACAAGUCAAUAGUAAUUCAAGUCAGUGUUACUCCGUCAGUUUAUACCCAUGCACAGUAUUCUGUUUGGUUUAGUGCCCACUAGGAGAAGUUCAAGAAGUGAAAUAUUAUGACGUGAGUAUUGUUGGAUAAGUUUAUCCUUGUGGUGGAAUUGGUUGCUGCAACAUAAGUGUCCUGUUUUAUGUUAUUUAUUGUCUUGAACACCAAUGUUGGUCUGAUUUUAGUCAAAUGCAAAUGUAAAAGUGUACAUUGCUACUCUACAGAAUCAGUGCAAUAUUCCUCGGCCAUUUACCUUCCAGGAUCCACACUGCUCCUGUCUCAGUGGGGUCUCCCCAAAACCUGUUGGUCAGAGCUGUGAAAAUCUGUUUGAAUAUACCAUACACAUUCCAGGCCUGUUAAAAUCAUUAUGUUCCAAUGGUUUGUUAAAGACAUCCACUUUCUGAUAGCACAGUAAUUAUUAAAGUUGGAUUUAAACAAAACUGUGCAGAACAGCUGCAUAUUCAAUCAUAUGAUAAAAAUGUCUUUAAAGACACUUUGCUUCAAAGGGAUACAAUUAUAAAAGUAUGUUGCCCCAAAGUAGAUGUUUAAAUUAUAAGCCAUGUUUGAGUGGUAGUGCGCCCGUUGAGCUAGCAUUGAUCUGUGGAGGUUUAAUGAUGUUUUGGUUCACACUGAUGGAUGCCUUAUAGGAAACUGGUUAGAUUGUAUCGCGCGCAAUGGAGGAAGAUAUUAUGUAUUGUGAUUAUUUGGUACUAGACUGACUAGUAGAAAUAUAAUGGUCUGUCCAUUUGUGUUUUCCCUUGUUUCCGAGGAGAACUGUACAUAUGGUAGAGAAUGCAACAUUUAGGUUUAGGUCCCUGUGGUAACUACGAAUGAGAAUGUAUUCGUUUUUUCAUACGUUAUAUAUUUUCCACAGGAAUGCAUUGAAAUAUUGCACUUUAUUUUUUUUUUUAAUAUUUCGAAUUAUUAUUAUUUAUUUUUUAAAAUUUCCCAAUAUGUACAUUUCAUGAUGGAUGAUAAUGUAAGUUGUGGCUGUUUUUGUGUAAGAGCAGAGGGAAUGUUAAGUAUUAUCUCAGUCAUAACAUGGUGAUGUUUUGGGAUGGUACAGACAAUUUGUCUGUCGUUAAUAUUCUAUAGAUGGGUAUAUAUUGCAAAACCAACUGAGAAAACCAUCCCAGAUGUACAAAAGUGUGUGGCAAACAAAAUUUGACUCUCAGCUUAGUCAAAGCGUCCCUGGAGAAAAUGCAUCCUCAUUUGAUAGACAUCGACAUGUUAUAUUUUCGGUGUUUAAAUGUAUUGUACUGGUUGGUGGCACAGUAUUGACAGCUGUAGCCAUUAGAGAGAAACUGUCAUCACCAUGAGAAGUCCUGAGUUUCUUCUGGGGCAGCAAGGAAUUGUUACCAAUCUUUAAUUUAAUAAUUUACUCAACCUUUUUUACUACCUAAUGAUGCUCUUUUUUAAAAAUGUUUUUAAGGUAAAUGGUAUUGUAUGUUUAGAUCAGCGUUCAUGUGCACAGCUGUAGCCUAAUGUAGAUUUUGUAUGGAGUAUAUCUGAAAUGUAUACUUUUCACUCUUUGUGUACUGUUGCAUCCAUGCAUAAUGCCACUGUACUGUGCAUCAUCAUCCCAGAUGUCCUGCUUGUGGUCAGAACCUUCCCAACCUCUGUCAAAUAAACUCAAUGUUGCAGGUCACACACUGAUAAGACCACCUGCAACAAAGACAUACACCAAAAACAGGAACAGGGAAAAAAAGGAAACUAUUUUGUAUGAAAUUUGUUAGGUCAUUUUUGUCAAGAGGUCCUUACUGACACUGUCUGUUCUGAACUUGGUAAGGCCGACAGGAAAUAGACUUCCAUAAAGACUGGUAUCGCAGCAAUCAGAGAAGACAGAGCCUGUGUCUCUGACUGUGUCCCCCAGGACUUGGCUGCCCUGGGAGUGUCAUGUAAUGUCACUGAGUCUAGACACAGGCUGAUGUUGUCCUCCCCAGGGGGGUCUGAGGUACAGUCACUUGAACCAGGAAGUUUCCUUCAGGCCCACUGUACCCUAGAGACCCACCAUGGGGCUUUGGCCCUACUGUCAGGGCCUGUGUGUGUUAAAUGUGAUUUAUGCAUUCUUGAAAAAAUAGUAAUAACAAUGGUUGAUUGUUAGCAUCAUCAUGUGGAUAUUUAAGUUAUAACACUGUUUGAACUUCAAUAUAUUGUAUUUGUAGCAGAUUUUUUUUUCCCGCCUCAAUAAAAACACUGACCCAUCCCA